Ictidomys tridecemlineatus (thirteen-lined ground squirrel) is the source of this 348-nucleotide messenger RNA. The record is from RefSeq and is a predicted model, not a curated record. Lineage: Eukaryota; Metazoa; Chordata; Mammalia; Rodentia; Sciuridae.
AUGGCCACCUGUGUCUGUCCCAUAGGUCCAUUGGAGGCAGUCAUCUGCAAAGUUGGAGCUGGCCCAAGCCCUGAGGUACUGGAGUUGUAUAAUGAGAGUGGAGAUUGUACUGUCCCACCAGGCAGUAAGAUGCAUUUCCUCAUGGCAAUGGUGACCUUGUUUCAAGGAUCUGAGCCCCCUGCAAGGCUGGUCCACAUGGUGCUGUCUGAAGAGUUGGCUUGGCUGGUUCAUGCUCUAACCAUGUAGGCUCCAGCACCUGCCCAGUGAAGGGAAGACCCUCAGUAGCACACCAGCACCCCCUGCCUAGGUGGGAGCCAGAAAACUAGAGUAAACCUCAACCCCAAGUAA